AUGGAGUUCGAGUCUGAGUCUAAGCCUGUCCUUCUGAGUGCGCUUCUUCAGUGGUGUGAUCGGGUGAAGAGUGACCGCGAAGUCCUGCAAAGGUGUAAGAGAAGCCUCGAUGAUGCAGGCCUGCGGGAAUUGGAAGUGAAGGAUGGGUGUCCGUUCUGUACACUUCUCGACGAAGCAGUCUCAAAGCUGUAUGGCGACUACCUUUCUGCUGGCAGAUCACUUGGAUGGGUGUCAUUCCCGCGUGUUCUAGAGGCUAUCCGUGAUGAUGGGGGGAAUCCACUUCGGUUUUGUGUAUCCGAACAUACCGACUUGACUGAACGUUUACGCCCAUUCCCCACCUUGGGAUUCGGCAACUGGCAUCUGUCCAAGUAUAAGUCUAUCUCCCGGGAUACUGCCUCAGAAUCGACCCUAAAGAUAGUGAAGGAAUGGCUCCUUUACUGUGCAACAGACCAUCCGCUAUGUAGUAAGGAUGGUAAGGUCAAGCUGCCAACUAGGCUUAUUUGCAUUGGCAGAAAGGCGUCUGAAGUACGUUUGCUCAAGACGAAUGGUGCUACUGGCAAAUACGCCUGCCUGAGCCACCCUUGGGGCAAGCGUCCAUUGUUGCGAACACUGAAGAAGAAUCUCUCUCAAUUCACCAACGAAAUCCAGUGGUCAGAUCUACCUCCCACUUUCAGAGACGCAAUCGACUUUACCCACCGACUUGGCCUCAAGUAUAUCUGGAUCGAUUCCCUUUGCAUCAUUCAGGAUGAUCCUCUCGACUGGCAGAGAGAGGCCACCAAAAUGGCCGACAUUUAUCAGAAUGCCUACAUAACGCUCGCAGCUUCCAAAGCAGUUAUUAGAUUAGAAAUCCAAUUCGACCGCGGCAUACAACCGACUGCGCAGGGGCUAAUUAGGGGCCCUAUUUACGAUUAUUAUAGCUAG
Colletotrichum lupini is the source of this 921-nucleotide messenger RNA. RefSeq lists its product as uncharacterized. Bases 1 to 921 code for a protein of 306 amino acids. The transcript is spliced from 2 exons. The record is from RefSeq and is a predicted model, not a curated record. Lineage: Eukaryota; Fungi; Ascomycota; Sordariomycetes; Glomerellales; Glomerellaceae.